UGGCGUCACGACCCUCGUCGCCGUGGCAACGGCUCCACAACACCUCCCGCUGAUCGCGAGCCGACAUGGAGGAGCCGCGGAUGGAGAAGACCAAGAAGUCACCGAAACGAGUUUUUAUCAACAGCUUGGACUCGUACUCCUCCAGAAACAUCGCCAAGCUUCUGUGUGAACAUGUCGCUGGAACUCCCGCUGAGCCCGAGGAGGAGCUGAAGGCUGAGGAGGAGGAGGAGGAGGACGAGGAGGAGGAGGAAGAGGAGGCGGUGGAGUCAGGAACUCUUCAGGUCGUUGGCAGUGUUUCUGAGAAAUGUGACGAGGAAAGACCGUUUGUUCUGGAGGAGUAUGAGAACCUGGACCGGGAGGAGCUGCUUCUAAAGCUGAGGGACUGUGAUGUCGUCAUCUACAACAUCAGCCAGCACAGUGACCAGCUGGAGGAAGCCUUGUGGGCGGUGACAGCUCUUCACAACGAAAUGGGGAUUUUUUCUGGACCAAAGAUGUUCAUCCUCAUCUCCACGGUGAUGACGUGGGCCUGCAGCAAGCCUGUGGAUCCUGAGGACUUGGAGCUUCCUUUCACUGAUGACAUCUUCUGGAGAAGAAGAGCACACCCCAACUUCAAACAGCACCUGGACCUGGAGAAGGAAGUGGUCAAAAUGGGUAAAACUGACAGAACGUUGUUCUCCACCUACGUGUUGGCGUCAGGACUGCAGUAUGGGAUGGGAGAACAGGUCUUUCACUUCUUCUUCAAGACCUCAUGGCUCGGACACGAACACGCAAUACCUGUCUAUGGAGACGGCAACAAUAUCGUUCCCACAAUUCACAUCAAUGACCUGGCAAGUGUGAUUAAGAACGUGAUUGAGCUUCAACCCAAACCAUACUACCUGCUCGCUGUGGACUCCUCCAACAACACCAUGGAAGACAUUGUGAAGACCGUCGCCUCUGUGCUCGGACCAGGGAAGAUCAGGAAGAGGCCGUUUGAAGAAGCCGCCCUCACACAGGACUUCAGUAUGAUGGAAAUUGAUUCCAUGCUGGUCGACCUUCGCAUGGAGGCGGUGUACCUGAAAGAGCUGUUCUCCAUCAGCUGGGUGUGUGACUCUGGCCUGGUGGACAACAUGGAGCAGGUGGUGGAGGAGUACCGGCUGACCCGAGGCCUGCUGCCCGUCCGCCUGUGUGUACUGGGUCCUCCUGCAGUGGGCAAAAGUACCGUCUCCAGACGGAUCUGCGAACGCUACAAGCUCCACCACAUCACCCUGAAGGAGACCCUCUCUGAAACCAUCGCACAGCUAGAGGAUGCUGUGAUGAAUUCUGAUGUAGAUGGGGAGAACGAGGAUUCGGUUGCCGAGGCCCAAGAGCUGCUGGACAGCCUGAAGGAGAGCAUGGAGCCGGGUGGAGGUGUUCUGGACGACCAGCUGUUGGUGAAGAUGGUGAAGGACAAGCUGACGUCCAACCCGUGUAGAAAUCAGGGUUUUGUUCUGGACGACCUUCCCAGCACAUAUGAACAAGCUAAACAGCUGUUCAGUGCUGAAGAACACGAGUCAGAGGAUGGAACGUCCCAGGGUUCUUCAUACAGCAAGAGGAUCAUGCCAGAGUUAGUGUUGCGCCUGGAGGCGUCAGACACCUUCCUGAAUGACCGAGUGAUGAACCUGCCCGAGGCGCUGGUGCAGGAGCUCAGCUACGAUCCAGAGCUCUUCCUGCGACGCCUGGCCACCUACAGAGAGGACAGCACGGAGGACGAGACUGUGCUCAACUUCUUCGACGAGCUGGACAUCAACUCUCUGUGCCUCGAGGUCAACAGCAGUGGUGAGGCUGACGGCCGGCUGCUGAUCCAGAGGAUCUGCGACACCCUGGGCAAGCCCAGGAACUACGGCCAGAGCAUCCCGGAGGUGAAGGAGGAGGAGAGGAGGAAGGCUGAGGAGAAGAUGAGCAGGGAGUCCCAGGAGAGGGCGGAGGAGGAGCAGAGGCAGGCGGAGGAGGCCAGACACACGGCGGCUCACUGGGAGGAGUGGACUAAGCGUCAGGAGGCGGUGAGGCAGCAGGAGGAGCAGCUGCUGGAGGCCAAGUCCGUCCCCAUGAGGAGCUACCUGACGGAGCACGUCAUGCCAACGCUGACCCAGGGUCUGAUCGAGUGCUGCAGAGCACGACCCGCCGACCCCGUGGACUUCCUGGCGGAGUUCCUGUUCAAAAACAAUCCGUUUGACUACUGAGGGCGGAGGUCACUUCACCCACACAUGUCGCAGAUGCAGAACAAACUACAGCAAUAAAAGCCUUUUUGUUUUCCUCCUAAUGUUGCUGAGUUCUGUAGGAUAUUAAAGACUGGAGGAGGAAACCCCC
Scophthalmus maximus (turbot) is the source of this 2325-nucleotide messenger RNA. It is a transcript of the gene ak7b, whose product is annotated as adenylate kinase 7b. Lineage: Eukaryota; Metazoa; Chordata; Actinopteri; Pleuronectiformes; Scophthalmidae. Bases 66 to 2198 code for a protein of 710 amino acids. The transcript is spliced from 18 exons. Gene Ontology annotation, biological process: nucleobase-containing compound metabolic process. Gene Ontology annotation, cellular component: cytoplasm. The record is from RefSeq and is a predicted model, not a curated record. Gene Ontology annotation, molecular function: AMP kinase activity; ATP binding.